CUGUCUGAGCUGGGGCAUUUGAAACCGUCAGCAGCCGCUCAGGGAGGUGCCCUUCUGCCCAGCAAGAACAGGCAAGGCGGCCAUGUCCCACAGGAAGUUUUCAGCCCCCCGGCAUGGCCAUCUGGGCUUCCUACCCCAAAAGAGGAGUCGGAGGCACCGAGGGAAGGUGAAGACCUGGCCCCGGGAUGACCCCAGUAAACCUGUACACCUCACAGCCUUCCUGGGCUACAAAGCUGGCAUGACCCACACCCUCCGUGAAGUCCACCGGCCUGGCCUAAAGAUCUCCAAGAGGGAGGAGGUGGAGGCUGUGACUAUUGUGGAGACCCCACCGGUGAUUGUGGUAGGGAUUGUAGGCUACGUGGCCACACCUCGGGGCCUUCGGAGCUUCAAGACCAUAUUUGCAGAGCAUCUUAGUGAUGAAUGCCGGCGCCGCUUCUACAAGAACUGGUACAAGAGCAAGAAGAAGGCAUUUACCAAGGCCUGCCAGAAAUGGCGAGAUGAAGAUGGGAAGAAGCGGCUACAAAAAGAUUUUGCAUCCAUGAAAAAGUACUGCAAGGUCAUCCGUGUCAUUGUCCACACCCAGAUGAAGCUGCUGCCGUUCCGGCAAAAGAAGGCUCACAUCAUGGAGAUCCAGUUGAAUGGUGGCACCAUCGCUGAGAAGGUGGAAUGGGCUCGAGCACGGCUUGAGAAGCAGGUCUCUGUGCACACAGUCUUCAGCCAGAGUGAGGUGAUCGAUGUGGUUGCAGUCACAAAAGGCCGUGGCAUGAAAGGGGUCACCAGUCGUUGGCAUGCCAAGAAACUCCCACGAAAAACACAUAAAGGACUUCGUAAGGUGGCCUGUAUUGGGGCCUGGCACCCUGCAAGGGUGGGCUACUCCAUUGCUCGAGCUGGCCAGAAAGGUUACCACCACAGGACAGAACUCAAUAAGAAGAUCUACCGAAUUGGCCAUGGGAUACAUGUGAAGGAUGGGAAAGUGGUUAAGAACAAUGCAUCCACCAGCUAUGAUGUGACAGACAAAUCCAUCACACCCUUGGGUGGUUUCCCACAUUAUGGCGAAGUGAAUAAUGACUUUGUGAUGCUGAAGGGUUGCAUUGCUGGUACCAAGAAGCGUGUCAUCACUCUCCGAAAGUCUCUCCUGGUGCACCGAAGCCGGCGGGCUCUGGAAAACAUUGAGCUAAAAUUCAUUGAUACCACCUCAAAGUUUGGACAUGGCAGAUUCCAGACAGCCGAGGAGAAGAGAGCCUUCAUGGGUCCCCAGAAGAAACACCUCGAGAAAGAGAAGACAGAAGCAGCAGCUGGUGACUCAUAAGGCAGAAGCAGCAAGGAGUCCAAAGUAGGCUUUUGGCCUAAUGAUCUCUUCCCUAGCAGUGAGGAGAACCUCUCAUCAAUAAAGAAGGAUGUUGAGAAAAACUCAA
Messenger RNA from Gracilinanus agilis (Agile Gracile Mouse Opossum), 1415 nucleotides. RefSeq names its product ribosomal protein L3 like (gene RPL3L). Gene Ontology annotation, cellular component: cytosolic large ribosomal subunit; ribosome. Bases 83 to 1309 code for a protein of 408 amino acids. The record is from RefSeq and is a predicted model, not a curated record. Gene Ontology annotation, biological process: ribosomal large subunit assembly; translation. Gene Ontology annotation, molecular function: structural constituent of ribosome; RNA binding. NCBI's taxonomy places the organism in Eukaryota, Metazoa, Chordata, Mammalia, Didelphimorphia, Didelphidae. The transcript has 10 exons.